Molecule: messenger RNA, 3811 nt
Organism: Melanotaenia boesemani (Boeseman's rainbowfish)
Lineage: Eukaryota; Metazoa; Chordata; Actinopteri; Atheriniformes; Melanotaeniidae
Product: spindle assembly checkpoint kinase
Exons: 5
Coding region: 149-1405 (418 amino acids)
Biological process (GO): autophagosome organization; protein autophosphorylation; peptidyl-serine phosphorylation
Cellular component (GO): autophagosome; cytoplasm
Molecular function (GO): protein serine/threonine kinase activity; ATP binding
Source: RefSeq, a predicted model, not a curated record
GGAGUACCUGCUUUGCUCAGGGCCAGAUACGAAGAAGGCGUGGAUCAGGUAUAAAGGUACGCAGAGAGACACAGCUAUGCCAACUCAUGUUCAGACCUGACCGAGCUACUUUCCCUUCACGGCAGAAAGCCCUCACAGCGUCUCCUGGAUGGCGUACUCCACCAGCACACUCGCACAGGGCUGCUUUGGGAAGGUGUAUAAGGAGAGGUACAAUGGCACCUGGGCUGCAAUAAAGAAAGUCCCACAACAGCUCAUCCAAAGGAAUGACCUGGAGAGAGAAUGUGAAGUUUACAACAAGUCAGAUCAUCCCAACAUAGUGAAGCUUCUGGGCAACAUAACUCUUAAAGACGGAAAAUGGAUCAUUCCACUAGAGUUUAUCUUUGGAGAAGAUUUAGAGACAACUAUCUUCAAAUCUGCAAAGUCCAAGAUACUGUUAACUACAGAAAAUAAAGGUACCAUCAUUGUUGGCAUGUGUGAGGGACUGCUUCACCUUCACUCCAAAGAUAUUGUCCAUCAAGACCUCAAGCCCGAAAACAUCAUGGUGGAGCAUCAAACAAACAGAGCUGUAAUCAUCGACCUGGGACUUGCCAAGUUCUUCAGAUAUGGCCUAAACUCUGCAAUGGACAUGGGGAACGAGGCCUACUCAGCCCCUGAGGUUCUUAACAGGACCUGCCAACGGGACCAGCGUUCAGAUGUCUGGGCCAUGGGAAAGAUCAUUGCUGAGCUCUGUGCCCGGGUUCGGUUAUACACGCCUUCCGUCUGUCCCGCCAAGAUAAAGGAGACACUGAGGGAUCAGGCAUACUGCCAUGCUGUGUGUAAGAUGGUGGAUCCAAACCCUGCUCUGAGGUCCUCAAUGGUUGGGGUCAUAAGUGAAAUACGAAGAGCAGGAGGCAAAGGCAUUGUCAUAAAUGCAGCUGCUCCAAAAGAUCACCUCCAGCCACCUUCUACUCACAUUACUGACAGAGAACGGUCUCCAUCACCGAUGAACAGAGGUGCAUCUCCAAUGAACAAGAAUCCACCACCUAUGAGGGCUGCAUCACCCUUUGAUAAAAAUCCAGCACCAUCUCCAUUGAACUGGGAGCGGACCCCCAGACCAGACUUCAAACCUGUUCGUGCCCAGAUUGGGCUGAACAACCCUCCUUUCCCUAAGCGGGCUGAGGACAUGAAUGAAAACCGUGCUAUGAUCCCAGCAGGCCAAGCCAACAUCACACAGGACUUGUUAAAGAUGAAGUUGCACCAAGAAGCUACCAAGAAUAUUCCUUGUAACUUACCUACAAAUGGGAGGGUGGUGGUGAAGCGCUUUGAGAAGAAAGAUGGGGAGGUAGGAACAUGGGUGCAGACUGAGGUGGUGACUCGUGAUGGAGAAAUAAUUGAGUAUAAAGAUAUCAAGUUUAAUAGCAAAUAGGAUCCAGCGCAUUCUUUAUCACCCUAAUACACAACUUCAGAGUCUGGUUGAAUGCUUUAUUCAUAGGUUGAGUUAUUAAAGGCAAAAGUGAGACUGAGUAACUAGGUACCUUCUUGCACAGUUACAAAUAAGUCAGCAUCUGAAUGUAUUUAUGUUUACUGCUGAACUGCAUCAUGGUCUGGAAGUAGGUGGUGUCUAGUCUGCUAUAUCUGGGACUGAAACCUUCAGAGUGGUUUACUCCGGAUAGCAGGACAAUUUCUUUACCAUGUAACACAAAAAAGCAAGACAUAUACAAAUGUAUAUUUGUGUAUAAAGACAUUGUUAGUCAUCAGGUGAACUAUCGUCAUCUAUAGUUUUUUAAAACCUGCAUAAGAAUAGAUCCCCAUUCACCAAUUCACACAUUCACAUAAUGCUUCCGCUGUACAUGCUACACUCUCUGAGCACAUCGGAUGCACUUUUGAAUUUUUUUGUAGACUGUUUUAUAGAACCAGAACCUGUUUUAUAUGUCACGAGUUUGUUUUUGUUCAGCACAGUAAUGAGAUGCAUCUGAACCCCUCAACUUUUACAGUCAGCUGUACCCAGACUGCAGUCUUUUUGCUUUCUCAUCAGCCGUUUCCAGCUGUGGAAACGGGUCACUUCUUAAUGGACCUGACGUGCAUUUCCACCAGUUCUGCAUAUUAAAACUACACACACUUAGAUGAAAAGUGCAUGUAAGUUUCAUCUAAUUUUAUUUUAUUUUUUUAAGUACACAAAUGACUAAUGAUGCUGCCUGUCAGUAAAACCGAAAGAAUGACUGGACUACUUCCUGUUAGCAUGUGUUGCCGAUAACCUGAAACAAUUUGGUUUAUCAUUGCACCACACCUUUGUUUUAUUAGUUGACCCAUCCCGGUGUAGCUAUAGCAACCUGUUAUUCCUCAUGCUUUGAGUUUUUGUGUAAAGCUCUUGUGUGGUUUUGGAUUUUUGUCACUGUUGGGUUUUUUUUUUUUUUUUUUUUUUUUGUUCUUAGCCUUUUCACUUUUUUUUUAUUUAUUUUUAUUUUGUUUCCAGUCAGUAGCAUGAAUUCCUGGUCUUUUACAACCAUACUGACUGUAUGACUGCCAGCAUGUAGGUGAGUCAGUGUGAGUGUGAACUUGCGGGAACUGUGAAUAUGAUCUUUGUAACUUGGUAAUAGUUUACAGAUGAUUAUACUGAUGUAAAAAAGUGCAUGGCAUAGCCUGCAUGGGACAAAGUAUUUUAUAAAGAAAGUUUCCUAACCUGUGAAAUUAGCCUUCUGAAGGAAUCUAAACGGCAGUCAUGAUGGAAGCUGCUCAGAUUCCCUAAAUGUUAAGGACAGGAGCUUCAGUGCUUCUUUUAUUUUCUUUAGUACAGGAAAAAAUAUGCAAUCCUUUGUGAAACAAUGAAAAAUAUUCUGUCACACUAUUUCUUGCAGCCACAACUUUCAAAACUCUGCUCAGUUAUAUUGAUUUAGUCUAACUGAAUUUGUGGGGGGAUAAAUGAGAGGAGCAACAAACAACAUGUUUGCUUGCUUUUGUGCCUGUUUCUUUCUUUUUCAGAUGACCAACCUUGAUUAAUACUUUGUAUUACUUUUUUUUUUUCAUUAACAUGGUCUAUAUCUGAUAUAGCCUCAAUUUUAACAUUAAAUUUGUAAAGUAUUUAACAAACAUCUUUGUUACUUUUCUCCUUUAACCUUUUCUUUAUCUCAAGUUUUAUUUUUUUAGUGAUUUGAAGAGAGUGAGCUCAAGCAAAUACAAACAGAGGGUAAUGAUGGCUGUUUGGCCGUAUACAAAGGAUUGUUUAUGUUUAAAUGAUUUUUCUGUUUCGAAUGGAACUGCAAUGUAGUCAAAGUAUUCCCUCUAGUGGUUAACUUAAGAAACUGUCGUUACUGAAGUUGUUUUUUUUUUUCUUUUUAAAAUUUGUCUGCUGCACAGGAUUCUAUUGUAGUGUUUUUUUGUUUCUUUGUUUUUGUUUUUUUGGGGGCGGGGCAAUUUGAUUGGAGCCUUUUUUUUGGGUAGUGCUUUUCUUUUUUUUUGGGGGGGGGGGCUGGUUUUGGAUAAUCUUGUUUGUGUACUGUGCAAUGUUGGAUAUGAGUGGAGUUUUUUCUUGUAUGGUUUGUAUGUUUUUUUUUUGUUUGUUUGUUUGGAGGCUAAGUUUCCCAUGUAGCACAAUAAAGGGGGGUAAUGAUCACUGGCUCUACAAAGGCUCAUGUUCAGAGUUGUGGCCGUUACUAUUUUUGAACUUGUUAAUCUUUGUGUUAUUAUCUGAGACCUGCAGAAUGGAUUACGUUUUCUAAACUGUCCAAAUGUUUUAAUAAAUGCAUAUAUAUAUAUAUAUAUAUAUAUAUAUAUAUAUAUAUAUAUACGCAUUUUCCUUACAAAACUGGCACCAUUUUGAAUGGAGAUAAACAGG